GAUGCCGCGUGAGAAUGUACGGAUCCUCCCAGACUGGUUUUGGAUUAAGAUCCUCUAACCUCAACCUCGACCUCCAGAUCUGUAAGGAGGAUAAACCUCACCUAGCUCUCAUCCAAGCCCUAGACCUCAUCAAGGACUCAAACAAGUUCAAGAAUGUUGAAGAUGAUUUCUCCGCCAACCUUCCCUGCAUCAGAUUCAAGGCGGAGGGGAACAGUCCUUCAGGUUUAGAUGUGGAACUAUCCUUGAACAACCAUCAUGCUCUUCAGACCAGCUCCAUUCUCCAGGAUUACAUGGAGCUCGAUCCUAGGGUCCGAGUUUUGGGUGUGAAUUUCCGGUACUGGGCUGCCCUGACUAAACUAGAUAAACAGGCAGAAGGAACAUUAUCCCCACAUACAUUUCCCAUCUUACUCAUCUACUUUCUUCAGAGAACUAAACAGCCUGUGGUACCCUGUAUACAUGAGUUUAUGGAAGACAGCAACGAUGAGGUCUAUCAUCCUAACAAGGAGAAACUCAGAGAAUGGAAAAGUGAAAAUGCUGAUUCUGUUGCCGAGCUCUGGAUUCAACUCUUCCAGUUUUACAGUUUGGCAUAUGCUAGCUCCGACCUGGUAGUCAGCAUAAGGAAAGCCGAGGAUACCACCAAUGAGGAGAAGGAUUGGAAAUCUAAGAAGCUUGCUAUUGAGGAUCCCUAUUCAAUGAAGAGAAAUCUGUGCCGAAGUAUCCAACAUCCAUCAGUAUUCAACUACAUCGCGGACUGCUUUAAAACAGGUUAUCUGUACUUUGGAACUAUUCAAACUUCGCAUGGACCAAUCAUAACUAAAAUCCUACCUAACCAGGUAGCAAAACAUGGACCAAUUAUAACUAAAGUCCUACCUAACCAGUUAUAG
This is a messenger RNA of Eurytemora carolleeae, 884 nucleotides long. RefSeq names its product terminal uridylyltransferase 7. Gene Ontology annotation, molecular function: RNA uridylyltransferase activity. The record is from RefSeq and is a predicted model, not a curated record. Bases 15 to 884 code for a protein of 289 amino acids. Lineage: Eukaryota; Metazoa; Arthropoda; Copepoda; Calanoida; Temoridae. The transcript has 10 exons.